GCCUGGCGUCCGAACCGACGCGUUGCUGUGACGUCAUCAAAGUUACACGAAAAAAAGUUUGUUGUAUAGAAAAAGUUGAUUUCUGUGUUCAGUGAAUGAUACUGCGUAUUUUCAAAUUAGUUUUUCUGGAUUUAGAAGUUUUUGAAAAAACAUGAAACUUUUUUUUGUUACUUAUUUUUUUUGAAAGUGGAUAAAAGUGUUUUUCAAAAGUUUAUAUAAACUUUCUUGCGUAUUCCUUUUUAUUAAAAGUGUGAUUUUGAUGGUUUAAAAGUGACACAUAUUUUACGUGAAAAAAGACCCAAAAAAUGGCGACACAAUCCAACACAACUUGACUGCCUCAAACAAGAUGUCUGUAAAAGACCUGAACUCAUCAUUCGAGGUGGGGUGGAAUGACAGUGAAGUGUGGGGCGUGCCCCAACUGGACCUCGACGUAUUCUACAGCCCAGAUGUAGUGAUCAUAGUGCUGUAUGUUGUGGUGUUAACUGCUUCGCUAUCGGCCAAUACGCUGCUGAUAUUUAUAGUCAUCAAGUUCCAGUAUAUGAGGAGCGUAACAAACAUAUUCCUGGUGAACCUGUCAGUAGCAGACCUGCUAGUGACUCUGUUUUGCAUGCCGGUGCAGAUCGCCAAGUCCGUCACGCUGCUGUGGUACUUCGGCGAGGUCAUGUGCAAGACUGUCAAUUUUUUGCAAGGAGUGGCAGUAGCAUCCAGCGUGUUCACGAUCACAGCGAUGUCUGUGGACCGAUACCUGGCUAUCACGCAGUCGCUCCGGCAGCCCUGGAUGCCGUCCCGCCGAGGGGCUUGCAGUCUUCUGGCGGGGCUGUGGCUCGUGGCUCUGGCCAUCUUCGCGCCAUUGUUAGCAGUAGCUACCGUGGAGAGGGAGUAUGUUCCUUCUUUGUCGAGGACGAGAAAUGGAUCGGUGUGGAUAGAGCGGAGCAUCGAGUUCUGCACAGAGAAAUGGCCGGACUCGAUUCGGAAAGAAUUGUUCGGCGCAUUCAGUUUCGUGCUCGUGUACGCUGUGCCCGGGUGCAUAGUGGUGGUAUCAUAUUCCCUCAUGGGGCGAAGGCUGUGCUCCGUGCUGCCACCGUUUGACCAGACAGAAGGCAGUGCUAACAGUCAACAGCGUCUUAGGAUUGUUCGAGAAAGAAAGCGAGUGGCGUGGAUCCUACUCCUCCUAGCAGUUCUGUUCGCGCUAUGCUGGCUACCGUACAACAUACUGCAGCUACUGAUUGACGUGAAUGCUGUCAACGUGGAAUCGGUGUCUGCAAUGUUGCCAUACACAUUGCUUUUGGGGCACACAAACUCAGCGAUCAACCCCAUAGUAUACUGCCUGAUGACCCGUAACUUCAGGCGGUCCCUUCGCAAGCUCAUCUGCCAUGAUCCUGGUAACAUACACUCUAGUACUCAUUUCCAUAUGCAAGGCUUACGUCAAAAAUCCAACACGUCUAGCAUGAGAACUUGCACUACUGUCACCUUUAGAAGCAGCAACAACCAGCUGGCGAGAACAGCGCCCCCUAGCAUCCAGUACGGGAGGGCUAAUAGAACCUCCUCCUUCAGAGACAAUGGGUGGAAGGACCGCUACCAGAAAACGCCACAAUUUUUGUAAAUUCAGCCUUCGAACAUAGGACUAUAGGAUAUAAACCGUGAUACGCAAUGUGAGAUUAAAUAAAACUAAAACUAUUAUAGAA
Helicoverpa zea (corn earworm) is the source of this 1685-nucleotide messenger RNA. It is a transcript of the gene NGR-A35, whose product is annotated as QRFP-like peptide receptor. The record is from RefSeq and is a predicted model, not a curated record. The transcript is spliced from 9 exons. The coding region runs from base 347 to 1603 and encodes 418 amino acids. Gene Ontology annotation, biological process: G protein-coupled receptor signaling pathway. NCBI's taxonomy places the organism in Eukaryota, Metazoa, Arthropoda, Insecta, Lepidoptera, Noctuidae. Gene Ontology annotation, cellular component: membrane. Gene Ontology annotation, molecular function: peptide binding; G protein-coupled receptor activity.